This is a messenger RNA of Gavialis gangeticus (Gharial), 2283 nucleotides long. It is a transcript of the gene VXN, whose product is annotated as chromosome unknown C8orf46 homolog. The transcript is spliced from 7 exons. Bases 716 to 1336 code for a protein of 206 amino acids. Gene Ontology annotation, biological process: neuron differentiation; neurogenesis. Lineage: Eukaryota; Metazoa; Chordata; Crocodylia; Gavialidae. The record is from RefSeq and is a predicted model, not a curated record.
AUCCUUCCUGGUUGUCUGUUGUAGACUGUUGCAAAACAUUCCGUUGCAGAAUGCUUUUUAAAUUUCUAAAACUUCUUACUCAAGUUUGGGCAACAUCUAUACUGCAAAUUUGAAGCCAGGCACAGAUUAAAAUCCUUGUUUUAUAAAGGAAAUGGAGAUUUUUAAGGUGGAAGGUCGCCACUAAAAUGCUGAGAGGAAGGUGAGAGUGUUCUACAGUACACUGGUAUUCCUGUGGAAUGAUUGUUUGUUCCUGCCUCAGUUCACCUGUAGCUAUUUCUUAAUUAUUUUUCCCUGUUGAUUACAUUUCUACAGACAGAAGUUUAAACUGUUUUCUUCCAGCAAAAAGUCUGGCACUAAUAUUGCACCAUUGCUUUGCAAAAAAAUGUUUUAGAGGACAUAUACUAACAGUGUCACUCUGGUUUUAUCCCAGUUUACUUUUAAAUGGUUAAUGAUGUCUGUCUUUGAGUUCACAGUCCUAUUCCAGAAAUACCUGUGGUUUAGCCUGAUCACACUGCCAAAAAAGUCAUACAAAGACAGAUGGGAGCAGAAAAUUUUGCAAUGAAGAAUAUGGAAUGAGAUGAGAUCACAGCAUCAGUCUGUCCUUUGUAGAUCUGGACAAUGAUCACAGAGCCAGAUUGGAUUAGUGAAACCUAUUUACCAGAAGUUCAGAGCAGUUGCAUGAAGCUGAUAGGCAGUCAGUCGAGAGAAGUGGAAAAUGCAUCAGAUUUACAGCUGCAGCGAUGAAAAUUUAGAAGUUUUCACCACUGUGAUUUCAUCCAAAUCAUGCAGUCCAGCCAGAAGGAAAGCCAAAGGCACACAACGCAUUCUAGCAAAGAGCGUGGUAGCAGUGUCUGAAUAUCGACCUCCCAGGAUGGAUGAGUUGCUGCCACGCCAAUGUGAUCUCAUCCAAGUCCUGUACAGGCAGGAUGAGGUGAGGAACUUUGGCUGCCUGCAAAAGAGCCAGCAGCGAUUCUUUUCUGGCAAAUGUGCAGCCAAGCACAUGGGAAGUUCUGAACAAGAGUCAUCCAAGUCCUAUGCUAACCACUCAGAUGGAAAAUUUUCAUUUCCGGCAUCCCCAGUUACCCACAUCAAAACGAAACAGGCUGUAGUCACAGCAUCAGCUACAGAUGACAGUGCUUUUGCAGAAGACUACAGAAGGCACUCAAAGAAGAGCACCGACUAUGACUUAGCCUUGACCCCAGGAGCAGAAGCUUCUUUACCUCUGACAGGCAGCAACUUGUGUAGAACACCUGGCAUCCUGAGAAAAAUGUGGAUGAAGCACAAGAAGAAGCCAGAAUAUCUAGGGGCAACAAACAGUGCCUUUGAAGCAGACUGACAAGCCUCAGCUUUGCUUUUGCAAGAAAUUUAUUUACCAAGGGCAAAACAUGGACACAAUACUUACCAAACAAUAUCUUGGGCCUUUGUCUUACUUGGACAGGAGAAAGGAUAAUAGUGAGGGAAAAGGUGAAUGUGAGCAAAUUCAAUAGUCAGUAUUCGUAUUGCAAUAUUUCUGAUGCCAGUCAAAUUGUAACAGAUUCUACCCUCAAUUCUGUAAUACAGUUAACAUAUUCAUCACAUUUCCUUGCCCUAUCUUAAAUAACUUCGCUUCAUAAUGACAAAAGCCUACAAAGAAGUUUGUCUGUCCCACAAGACCUCAACUUCAGUAUGCCAUUAAAACCCAGUUCUGCUUUCCAUUUUGUACUACUACACUGAACUAUUCUGUCUUCCUCCCUUGUCAUUUUCUCUGAGGUACAAGAGGUAAAAACCAAAUCCCCUGGAGGAUACACUUUGCUCAGUGCAUUGAACCAAUACAUGUUUAUUCUGUUUUGUAUUUGAGACAGGAUUAGAUAAGUGAAAGGAUGCAAAACGAAUGGGUGGGUUGGUCAGAACUGAACCAAAACUUUGGUGCACAACCAGCAAUUGGUUGUUUUAAAAUACCAUGCCCAGAUCACAUCAUGCCAGCAUCUAAAAGUCACUCAGGAGUUAUACUGUUUCAUAGAACCUGCUCAAAUGCUAAAUAUAAAAUUUCAGAGUAAUACUAUUAAUAGCAUUGUGGUACAGAGCAUUUUGCCAAAUGCAUGAGUUACUAAGAGACAAGAUAAGAUGUUGAAACUGUACAACUGGGCUACUAAGUAGGAUUUUAAACUCCUGCAGUGAAGCUUGCUCUUAAAAGCUAAUCACUUUAAUAAGAUUUCAUCAAAAGGAGAAAAAUUGCUGAUUUCAUAUUUCUGGCAGCGUAGGAGCUGCUGAUCAUAUUUCUUCAUCUCCCCCCUGAAAAAAAAA